Juglans microcarpa x Juglans regia is the source of this 1275-nucleotide messenger RNA. Its product is annotated as caffeoylshikimate esterase-like. The transcript is spliced from 2 exons. NCBI's taxonomy places the organism in Eukaryota, Viridiplantae, Streptophyta, Magnoliopsida, Fagales, Juglandaceae. Gene Ontology annotation, cellular component: membrane. The coding region runs from base 90 to 1064 and encodes 324 amino acids. The record is from RefSeq and is a predicted model, not a curated record. Gene Ontology annotation, molecular function: lipase activity.
CUUUCUCUCUCUCUCUCAUUUUGUUUUGCACUUCUUCUGCACUGGAGUCGGUACAGCGUUAUUCUACCCCACGUACCAUAGCUAGGAGAAUGGUGCACCCAGUAGCGGAGGCGAACGAGGAGAGUCCCUUUGGCUCGCUGACUCCGGACGAGUUCUACGCGCGCCAUUCCGUUACUCACGGCUCGGAGUACAUCACCAACGACAGGGGCCUCAGGCUCUUCACCCAGUGGUGGACCCCACUCCCUCCAACCGAGCUCGUUGGAACCCUAUCCGUCGUCCACGGCUUCACCGGUGAGUCCAGCUGGUUCCUCCAGCUCAGCGCCGUGUUCUUCGCCAAAGUCGGCUUCGCCGUCUGCGCCAUCGACCACCAGGGUCACGGAUUCUCCGACGGCCUCGUUCACCACAUCCCCGAUAUCAACCCCGUCGUCGAAGACUGUAUCUCCUUCUUCAACGCCUUCCGUGCUCGCCACGCGCUCUCCUUGCCCUCCUUCCUAUACGCGGAGUCCCUCGGUGGCGCGAUCGCCCUUCUCAUUACGCUUCACAAGGAGACCGUCUGGGACGGCCUUAUCCUCAACGGAGCGAUGUGCGGAAUCAGCGCCAAGUUCAAGCCGCCAUGGCCGUUAGAGUACUUCCUAUCCUUGGUCGCCAUUUUGAUUCCCACUUGGCGCGUGAUUCCCACUCGGGGUUCCCUGCCGGAGGUCUCGUUCAAGGAGGAGUGGAAGCGGAAGCUGGCGUUGGCGAGCCCAAAAAGGCUGGUGGCGAGGCCACGCGCGGGUACGGCCCGCGAGCUGGUGAGGGUAUGCGACGAGCUGCAGGGCAGGUUUGAGGAGGUGCGGGUGCCAUUACUGGUAGUUCACGGCACGAAAGACGUCGUGUGCGACCCGGCGUGCGCGGAAGAACUGUACAAACGCGCAUCGAGCAAGGAUAAGACUCUCAAGAUUUACCCCGAGAUGUGGCACCAGUUAAUUGGCGAACCGGAGGAGAACGUCGAGUUGGUAUACGGGGACAUGUUGCAAUGGCUUCUGAGCAGGGCGAAAGGCGCCUCUGAUGCACGCGCCGCCUGAGAUGGUAGGCGGGGCGGACCCGACAGAACGGUUGGCGAUAAGUUAAAAGCAUUUGAAAUUUGUAAAGGAAGGAAAAUAGUUUGGGAAUCGAGAACGAGAGAGAUGCCGUACGUGUGGCUAAAAAUUAGUUGUCAACUUAAAAUAAUAAUAAUAAGGGACUUUAAUAUCUUUUAAACCGGUUUGAAUUUCGAGUUAAUCUCAAUUUAUUUUA